Molecule: messenger RNA, 1113 nt
Organism: Athalia rosae (coleseed sawfly)
Lineage: Eukaryota; Metazoa; Arthropoda; Insecta; Hymenoptera; Athaliidae
Gene: Oscillin
Product: glucosamine-6-phosphate isomerase
Exons: 6
Coding region: 164-1009 (281 amino acids)
Biological process (GO): N-acetylglucosamine catabolic process; D-glucosamine catabolic process; carbohydrate metabolic process
Cellular component (GO): cytoplasm
Molecular function (GO): identical protein binding; glucosamine-6-phosphate deaminase activity
Source: RefSeq, a predicted model, not a curated record
AAAGAAUGCAUCAUCUCUACACGUUGGCAAUAAUAAGCUCAGUGUAUCAUGCCCAAUAGAUCUUGUUGCUUAAAAAUUUUUCACGGUUUUUACAUUCACAUUUCUUGUGACAUUCUUCUCGCAGACGAAGAUCAAUCUAAGGUCUUUCAAAGCAAAAGCAAAUAUGCGUUUAGUAAUCUGUGAUACAGUAGACUAUGUUGCCGAAUGGUCUGCUAAGUAUGUCAUGAAAAGAAUCAAGGACUUUCAACCCAAUGAGAAUAAAUAUUUUGUUUUAGGACUGCCUACAGGUAGUACACCUCUUGGUAUGUACAAGAAAUUGAUUGAAUAUAACAAGCUUGGCAAAAUAUCCUUUAAGUAUGUGAAAACAUUCAACAUGGAUGAGUAUGUAGACUUACCAAGAGAUCAUCCAGAGUCUUAUCAUUAUUUUAUGUACAACAAUUUCUUCAAGCACAUAGACAUAGAUCCAAAAAAUGUACAUUUACUUGAUGGUAAUGCGCCAGACUUGGAAGCUGAAUGCAACGAAUUUGAAAAAAAGAUCACAGAAGCUGGGGGAAUAGAACUUUUUAUAGGAGGCAUCGGUCCUGAUGGCCAUAUAGCCUUCAAUGAGCCUGGUUCUUCUCUGGUGUCCCGAACCAGAGUCAAGACACUUGCUCAAGACACUUUGGAAGCAAAUGCGAGAUUUUUCGGUAAUGACAUAAAUAAAGUCCCAAAGCAGGCACUUACUGUCGGAGUUGGCACUGUAAUGGAUUCUGUGGAAGUUAUGAUUUUGAUUACUGGCUCUCACAAGGCAUUUGCACUCUACAAGGCUAUAGAAGAAGGUGUGAACCACAUGUGGACUGUUUCAGCAUUCCAACAGCAUGCUCGUACUCUAAUUAUCUGUGAUGAGGAUGCAACUCUUGAGCUACGAGUCAAGACCGUUAAAUAUUUCAAGGCUCUAAGCGUAGUGCAUCAGAAGUUGAUUGAGGAAGAUGGAACUGCAUUCCUACGCCGAUCUUUAAGCGAUUGCUGAAAUGAAUCUCUGGAAUAUCCAUAGUAAAUUGGUGGAAGAGACCAUCCCCUCAUUGUGUUAGAUGAGGUUUCAUGGAUUUUUUAAUAUUCGGCCAUUGAAUGUAA